Molecule: messenger RNA, 2357 nt
Organism: Manis pentadactyla (Chinese pangolin)
Lineage: Eukaryota; Metazoa; Chordata; Mammalia; Pholidota; Manidae
Gene: BBS12
Product: Bardet-Biedl syndrome 12
Exons: 2
Coding region: 145-2283 (712 amino acids)
Biological process (GO): chaperone-mediated protein complex assembly; photoreceptor cell maintenance
Molecular function (GO): ATP binding
Source: RefSeq, a predicted model, not a curated record
GCACAAUGCUGGCAUUGGGGACGGCGUUUUCUGCCGUGCGUCUGGGCACCUCAGCUCCAGCCCAACCUCGCCUGACUUUGGGAAGCCGGCAACCGGAGCCCAGCCGUCCGCAAGGAGAAAAGAGCGAGAUGAUGAUUUGUGGCCAUGGCUUACAGGAUCAUAAACAAAAGGAGGCACAUGGGACUGCAACAACUGUCAUCAUUUGCAGAAACAGGAAGAACUUUCCUCGGCCCAGUAAAAUCAUCCAAAUUUAUUACAGAUGAAGAAUGUCACGAGAGUGUGCUAAUCAGUUCAACAGUACGGCUUCUUCAAAGUUUGGAUUUAACCAGUGCAGUGGGACAACUUCUCAAUGAAGCAGUUGAAGCACACAAUAACACAUAUAGGACUGGAACCAGUACUCUUCUGUUUCUUGUUGGUGCAUGGAGCAGUGCUGCUGAAGAAUGUCUUCAUUUGGGUGUUCCCAUUUCACUGAUAGUGUCUGUAAUGUCAGAAGGCUUGAACUCUUGCAUUGAAGAGGUAGUUUCCCUUCAAGUGCCUAUCUACAAUGUGUUUGACCAUAUAGACAGCACAAAGACAUUUUCUGGACUUGAAACAUUUAGUGUCAGUUUAUGCCCUUUUCUACAGAUCCCUUCAGAUACUAGUUUGAAACAGAAAGAGCAUGAUCUCAAAGAUGUUGCUUGUCAACCACUGACCAUUUACAGUCUUUCUGGAAGACCUGUUAAGUCACCUACACUCUUUAGAUCUCAGUCUAAUAAUGAAAUAGAUAAAAACACGUCACAAAACCCUCAGACUCUGAAAAACAGUCUGCUUGCAGACACCCACUGCAGAAAGUCAAUACUAGUCUACAGCAGGCAUUUUAAUAGGACAGGUAAUAAUCAAUGGAUAAGCAAACCAGAUGGAUUUCUAGAACAACAUGAUGCAGCUACUCCCAGAACUUACAGAUGUAAUGAUCUGGUAGAGUUAGAGGUGGGUUUGAGUCACGGAGAUCCCAGCAGCAUGAAAUUAGUAGCAGAAGCAAUACGGCUGCAGUAUCGGAACACAAGUAUGCGCCAAGGCAGCUGUACAAUGCCAUUUAUGUUUGAUAUUUCAAGAAUCUUCACUUGCUGUUUAUCUGGUUUACCUGAAACUUUUUCUUGUGUUUGUCCAGGAUAUAUCACUGCUGUCUCAAUAUCUAGUACUGCUCUGAUCAAGGAAUUGCAGAACCAGCUUAUCCGGGUAGUUCUCAUUGAGGGUGAUCUCACAGAGAAUUAUCACCACCUGGGAUUUAGUAAGUCUACAAAUAUUAAAACAGUAUUAGAAAGCAUUAAGUUUCAGCAAGACAGCUCAGAAGAACUAUGGGCAAAUUGUGUAUUACAGGUAUUAAUCAAGUUCAAUGUGAACCUUGUCCUGGCACAAGGAAAUGUAUCUGAACACUUAAUAGAAAAAUGCACACAGAGCAAGCGAUUGGUAAUUGGUUCAGUGAACAGCAAUGUGAUGCAGGCUUUUGCAGAGGCUUCAGGAGCAGUACAGGUGGCCUACAUUACACAAGUGAAUGAAAACUGUGUGGGCAAUGGGGUCUGUGUGACCUUCUGGAGAAGCAUUUCUAUGGAUGUUAUAGAUAGUAGCAACAGAAUAGCAAUCAUGUUAAAAACAGAAGGAAUUAAUUUGGCUACAGUAGUGCUCACUAGCCUAGUCACUGCACAGAUGCAAAUCAAAGAAGAUAGGUUCUGGACUUGUGCCUAUCGUCUAUAUUAUUCUUUGAGAGACCAAAAAGUCUUCCUUGGAGGUGGUGCAGUUGAAUUUUUGUGUCUUAGCCAUCUUCAAAUUCUUGCAGAACAAGCUCUGAAUAAAGGAAACCAAACCUGUUCAGGAUGGCUUCAUAAUUCUUCCUCUUGGUUGACCUCAUCUCUGGCACUAUACAGACCAACUGUGCUUAAAUGCCUGGCAAAUGGAUGGCACAAAUACCUUUCAACUCUCAUAUGUAACACUGCCAGUUGCUCAUCAGAAUUUGAAGCCAGUGUAUUCAUUCAACAUCAUCUACAAAAUGCCACAAACUCUGGUUCUCUUUCAACUUACAUCUUGAAUGAAUAUUCUAAACUAAACAGUGGAAUUUUUAAUUCAGGCAGUUCAAGUAAACUGGAACAGAUUCCAAGAGUUUAUGACGUUGUUAUAACAAAGACUGAGGCAUGGCGCCGAGCUUUGGAUUUAGUAUUUUUGGUACUUCAGACAGACAGUGAAAUUAUUACUGGACUUGGACACACACAGAUAAAUUCCCAGGAAACAGAAGGCUUUUUAUUUUUGUAAUGUUAAUUGACUAAGUCUUAGGAAAAUAAUCUUUUGUAAUAUAUUAUGCUAGUAAUAAAUUUUCUAGUAGCAAA